AGGGCACGGUGGAGCAUCGCUCGCACGCCCCGGAGCGCCCGUCUUAAGCCCGGCUGGCGCGCGCUGCAGCCUCCCUCAGGGCUAGCCUCGGCAGGCAGGGGCAGGCGCUCGCUCGCACUGCACUCCCAAGUCCGGCGCGGCGCGGCGGGCGGCCGAAGGACGCGGUAAGCGGCGGCGGGCGUCUGCAGGGACCCACGGGGCACGGAGGGCUCGGGAUCCCCCGGACGGGUGCGCUGCCCGAGCUAUGAAGUCUUACACUACAUAUUUCAUGCUCCUAUGGAGUGCUGUUGGAAUAGCAAGGGCUGCCAAAAUCAUCAUCGUGCCGCCAAUUAUGUUUGAAAGCCAUUUGUACAUUUUCAAGACGCUAGCAUCAGCCUUGCACGAGAGAGGACACCACACGGUGUUCCUCCUCUCAGAAGGCAGAGACAUUGCCCCAUCUAAUCACUACAGCCUCCAGCGAUACCCAGGGAUCUUCAACAGUACCACCUCAGAUGCUUUCCUGCAGUCUAAAAUGCGGAAUAUUUUCUCUGGGAGACUGACAGCAGUUGAACUGGUUGACAUACUGGACCACUAUACUAAGAAUUGUGACAUGAUGGUUGGCAACCGAGCCCUAAUCCAGGGUUUGAAAAAAGAAAAGUUUGACCUGCUACUUGUGGACCCCAAUGAUAUGUGUGGAUUUGUGAUCGCUCAUCUUUUAGGAGUUAAAUAUGCUGUAUUUUCUACUGGCCUUUGGUAUCCUGCUGAAGUAGGAGCCCCUGCUCCUUUAGCUUAUGUCCCAGAGUUUAACUCACUCCUCACAGACCGCAUGAACUUCCUGGAAAGGAUGAAAAAUACUGGCGUUUACCUCAUUUCCAGACUGGGGGUUAGCUUUCUGGUUCUUCCCAAAUAUGAGAGGAUAAUGCAGAAGUAUAACCUGAUGCCUGCGAAGUCCAUGUAUGAUUUGGUUCAUGGGUCCAGCCUAUGGAUGUUGUGUACUGAUGUAGCACUGGAGUUUCCAAGACCCACGCUGCCUAACGUUGUGUACGUUGGAGGAAUCCUAACAAAGCCGGCCAGCCCACUGCCAGAAGAUCUGCAGAGUUGGGUAAAUGGUGCUCAGGAACAUGGCUUUGUCCUGGUGUCUUUUGGAGCUGGUGUCAAGUAUCUGUCAGAAGACAUUGCUUACAAACUGGCUGGAGCUCUGGGGAGAUUGCCUCAAAAAGUGAUUUGGAGGUUUUCUGGAACUAAACCAAAGAAUCUAGGAAACAACACGAAGCUCAUAGAAUGGUUGCCUCAGAAUGACCUGCUUGGUCAUUCAAACAUCAAAGCCUUCCUAAGCCAUGGUGGUUUGAACAGCAUUUUUGAAACUAUGUAUCAUGGUGUCCCUGUAGUGGGAAUUCCACUUUUUGGAGACCAUUAUGAUACUAUGACUCGAGUACAGGCAAAAGGCAUGGGGAUCUUGUUAGAAUGGAAAACAGUUACUGAAGGAGAGUUGUAUGAUGCGCUGGUGAAGGUUAUCAAUAAUCCAAGCUAUCGGCAGAGGGCUCAGAAGUUAUCAGAAAUUCAUAAGGAUCAACCUGGCCACCCUGUCAAUCGGACUACCUAUUGGAUAGACUACAUUCUUCGCCAUGAUGGAGCCCAUCACCUCCGUUCAGCUGUUCAUCAGAUUUCUUUCUGUCAGUAUUUUCUACUGGAUAUUGCCUUUGUGCUUUUGCUUGGUGCUGCCUUGUUCUACUUCAUUUUGUCCUGUGUGACAAAAUUUAUCUAUAGAAAAAUCAAAAGUCUGUGGUCUAGAAAUAAGCAUAGCACAGUAAAUGGACAUUACCAAAAUGGAAUCCCCAAUGGCAAAUACAAAGGAAAUGGUCAUAUUAAACAUGAAAAGAAGGUAAAAUGAGCUAACAGCCCAGGAAAUGGGAACAAAUCUGUUCGGUCAUUGAGUUUGAAUUGCUAUACUUUAGUCUAACAGCUACUAAAACUAAAUGUCAGCAAACAAUUCUAAUACUCCCUCAUCAGACCUUACUAAUGAAAUGCCAUGGAUAAGAUAUCUGUAAAGAGCACAACCCUAAAUGCAAAAAAUGUAUUUUAUUCAAAUACUGAUGCAGAAAGUUGGCACUGAACCAUUUAGAAGCCUUAAUUAUUUAAAUCAAUUAAGUGAUUGUGUCAGACCUUAGUUUUAAAUGUUACAUGUCUAUUAUAGGUGAGGAAUGGUGUCUUUUUUCUUAGUAAGAUGUGUGUAUGUGUGUUUCCUAUUCCUAUAUCAGUGAGUUUUGGCUUGUAUUUGUUGAAAGUACAACAUAUUCAGGAAUGGAGUAGGAAGACAGGACCCAAAUGUUUCUCUGCCAGUGUUUAACAUAUGUGAACUUUGAAUUCUACCUUCAAAGACUGAUUCCCUCAAAAUUCAAAGGGGGCAAGUGAAAAGAUGGGUGGCACAAUUUUUGUAUUGUUGUUUAUUAUAGAUUUUUUUAUUUGUUUGUUUUGUAUAUGUCCUUCCUAAUGACUAUGGAUUCUUGUGGAGGAAAACAUGUAAUGAAGUAAAUGAAUGAAUUGUUUUUCACAUUUUGCUUAUGUUUUCUCCUACCAAUAAUUUUCCCCUGGAAGAAUUUUCUAAUUUUCUUGUCUUGUUUUGGUAAAUAACAUGUUAACGUAUAGUUAAGACAAAGCAAGAAAGCUUACUUUUGUUCAGAGUACUAAAGAUUAUUGCUCACAUGGCAAUUGGAAGCAGGGCCAUUGUUUGAAUGUUUAUGUGACUGUUGGAUAUUCCAUAAUUUAAGUUUUGAAUAUUCAGGUGUCACCAUUCUAAAAUUUUAACUUUAAAAUACCACCUUUCAUUCCUGAUGUUGUCUGGGUCACACAAUCUAGUAUAUAGGUGCCAACAUGAUUCUUUUAAGCAGAACAUUUAUGAAUCUCCUGAUUGGUACCUGCUUUGUCUGCAGGGGUUUGAAGUUUUGUCAGUAAAUCAGACUCGACAUGCUACACAGAAGUGACAGGAAUUGUGCCACCCAUUGUGCAGAUGAGUUCCAUUCCCUCACUCCAUCAACCCAGCUCAGCAGCCUUUGAUGUCACUGUGUCUGACAUGGGACAGUGACAGUAUUCAUUUGGAACAGGGAGAUGAGUCACAACCUUCACAAAAUCAGGACCUCCCUGAUGAGCCACUUACUAGAUGACAGCUAUAGGCCUAUUCCAUGUCACUCUGUUUACUGAGCAUUUGCACUACACAUGCGGAGUAUGUGCUUUAUUUAUUUGUGGUUGGAAAUCCCACAUUUGACACUUGAGAGUAGAGAAAUGAAAUAUUAAUGUCAUUCACUAACAUGGAAGAGUUGUGAGAAAUCUAGAAUGCUGUAAAUCCUUGUCAUACACUAUGACAUACAACUUUAUGACACUCCCACCAGGAGCCACUCUCAGAUACUUAGAAGUAAUAUCAUCAAUAGUUUUCUAAUGCACAAUGCAUCAAAUGUACUGCUUUCUGAAUACUUGAAGAAAUGGUAUAUAUACAAACCUGUUAGUUACACCUUUUCACAAUCUUAUCACAAUGUUGCCAUUAAGAGGAAAGAAGUCAGGCAGUGAAUGGUGGGAUGGUAGCAGGACAUAGAGUGUAUGAAUGAGUUGAUUCUACAUUUUGGCAUUUGAUGAAGUUGACAAUAGGCACUAACUGGAUGAUUAAGCAUAAGUUAAUUUCUACUGUGAUUUAAAAAAAGACUUAAAACAAUAAACAAAAUUGAAAAUAGAGAAAUGUUGUUGGAAUAAAAUUUUUAUUCAGAUUUUUAUUUCACAGUAUUAUAUAUAGGUAUAUUUAGAUUAUAAACAUGUUUCUAAGACCUCCUUACUUUUGUAUGUGUAUAUGAGUGUGAAAACAAUGUAUUAAAUGCAAUAAUGUAUUUAAUAAAAAUUAAAUGCAGGGAUUUAUCUUUUCAAGUAUAUCAAUAUGGAUCUUUAAACUCUAUCCCAGAAUAUUAAGAACAAUUUUUAAUUAUCAUUGUUUCUUUUUUAUUUUAUCUUAUUUUUUAUUGUUGUUGUUCUCCUCUACCCAACCCCUACCCUAGACUCCCAGAAGGCCUAUUAGCCAGUUUUAGUAAACAGGGUGAUUUAACAUUUUUUAUACUUAGGCUAAAUUCUCUCUAAUAAAGUAAAAUUUUCAAAAAGGCAUUUAUUCACUUACUCUUAAGAAAGAGUCUCUAUAACAGAAAGUGCUUCCAUAGCUGGUUUUAUCAAAUUAAAAUUGUUUUUUUUUUCUCUUCUAAAUCAGUAACUUUGUAAUAUCUUACCAAUAGCAGAAGGCAAGAAAUUUGAUGACCCAAAUUGGAAAGAGUUCAUGUUUGAAUUAGAAGCAGCACUAUUAUUGAACUAUAAAGAAACUAGACACUUCCCUCAAAUCUCAGCCCCUCACUACAUCCUAAAUUACUACUAAAAUUGAACGACUCCACUUCAAUAAAAAAGUUUAAGAAUGGUAGACCCUUGAGGCUGGUGUAUUACUCAUAAUGAGGACUUGGGUUUGGUCUUAAGAAAUUCUCAUUCUACCCUAUCUCCACAAAGAAGAAGAAAAGUAUGUUGAAAAACAACCGUGAGUAAUAAUUUAGCAGUUUGUUUUAUUGGGAGUAUAACAUUUAUUUUUUUCAAUCUUUCUGCUGAAAGUAAUUCCACAAGUUUAUAAAUUUCACAUUUGACAGUGUUUGUCAUUAUGAAUAAUAAUACAAAGGAUAAAACUUCCAAAUCUUGUCAGAUAAAGUGGGCAAUUACAGAAAUUCUGUUGCUGAAACCUCCUUAAAAUAUGCCUUUGAGAAUUUCUUACUCAAGUGUUCAAGAAGACCACUGGAUCCAGCUUUUCAAGAAGUGUGUUAUGUGUAAAUAUGCUGUUUGUAUUUUUGGUAGACUUAGAUAUACUUUCCUUACACAUUUUAGUAAGAAGUUAUUGAAUUUCAUACAGUUAAACCUUCCACACCAUUGUUUAGCUGAAAAUUCUCCAAACUGUUCUAGGUUUCCAUCCACUUGGGUGUUUGUGGAAUGGAUUUAGUGAUGUUGGUAACAGGUGGUAGCACAGGUGUAGGUAAUCUUGUUUUUUAAGUUAUGGAAACUAAAAGGCACAUAAUAGUUUUAUCACACCGUUUCCUUGGGGUGAUCAGAUAUGUUCUAAGAAAGAAUUCACAUUGUUACCUGAAAAUCUAAAUAGUCUAAUAAAACAAGAGUUCUUAAUUAGAGUAUAAUUACUGUUUGCAAUGAUGAAGUCACAACAUGAAAAAUCAUACUGUGAUUUUAAAUAAAAGUAUGUUAAUCAAUAUAAGUCCAAUACCAACAUUUAUCUCAUGGAGUUGAACACUUCUCUUCUGAUAUUACAAAAGAUUUUCAUUUGUAAGCCAAUACAGAAUUUCCCACUGAUUUGUAGAGAAUUAGUAUUAUUAUAUUCCAACUUCUACAAUCAUUUUAUUUUACUUUUUCAGAUCUUAUUUUGUGUAAGUGAUAAUUCUCCAUUGCAAUGAACAGAAUUGACUUAGAUUUUCACUGAAUAAGUGUUAGUUACCUCGUUUCAAAUGAUAGUUUCUGUUGAACCAUGAUUCCUUAGUCCCAAUAUUAGGAUCAGAUUUAUGUUUAAAAUAAAAAUAAAAUUUAAAAAUUCCCACAA
This is a messenger RNA of Peromyscus maniculatus bairdii (prairie deer mouse), 5590 nucleotides long. It is a transcript of the gene Ugt8, whose product is annotated as UDP glycosyltransferase 8. Gene Ontology annotation, biological process: galactosylceramide biosynthetic process. Gene Ontology annotation, molecular function: N-acylsphingosine galactosyltransferase activity. Gene Ontology annotation, cellular component: endoplasmic reticulum. NCBI's taxonomy places the organism in Eukaryota, Metazoa, Chordata, Mammalia, Rodentia, Cricetidae. The record is from RefSeq and is a predicted model, not a curated record.